AUGAUUCCUCCAAAUCCAACAAUCCUGGGGAGCACUGCAUUCUUGAAUCCUGCAUUUUCUCUCAAAAUGAUGGUGUGGGCACUUCUCUUCCUCUCUCUCAUCCAGUGUUCCACCCAAAAGGGAGAUGAUGAUUAUGAAGAUUACACUUCAAAUAAGACUUGGGUUUUGACUCCCAAAGUCCAUGAGAGUGAUGUGACUCUUAUUUUAAAUGGCUUGCUGGAAGGAUAUGACAACAAAUUGAGACCUGAUAUAGGAGUUAAACCGACAAUAAUUCACACUGACAUGUACGUAAAUAGCAUUGGCCCUGUGAAUGCUAUCAAUAUGGAAUAUACAAUUGAUAUAUUUUUCGCCCAAACGUGGUAUGACAGACGUCUGAAGUUCAACAGCACUAUAAAAGUGCUCAGAUUAAACAGCAACAUGGUUGGGAAGAUCUGGAUACCAGACACAUUUUUCCGAAAUUCCAAGAAGGCUGAUGCUCACUGGAUAACAACUCCUAAUAGGAUGCUCAGAAUCUGGAAUGAUGGCAGAGUCUUGUACACAUUGAGGCUGACAAUUGAUGCUGAGUGUCAAUUACAGUUACAUAACUUCCCAAUGGAUGUCCAUUCCUGCCCACUGGAAUUUUCGAGCUAUGGUUACCCCAGAGAAGAGAUAAUUUACCAGUGGAAGCGCAGCUCGGUGGAGGUGGGGGACACCCGGUCCUGGAGGCUUUACCAGUUCGCCUUUACAGGACUAAGAAAUACAACCGAGGUGGUGAAGACUACUUCAGGAGACUAUGUAGUCAUGUCUGUCUUCUUUAACCUGAGCAGGAGAAUGGGUUAUUUCACUAUUCAGACCUACAUUCCCUGCACACUUAUUGUUGUCUUGUCCUGGGUCUCUUUCUGGAUUAAUAAGGAUGCAGUUCCAGCCAGAACAUCACUGGGAAUUACAACUGUCCUGACAAUGACCACCCUAAGUACAAUUGCUCGUAAAUCUCUUCCCAAAGUCUCCUAUGUGACAGCAAUGGAUCUUUUUGUGUCAGUCUGCUUUAUUUUUGUGUUCUCUGCACUGGUGGAAUAUGGAACUUUGCAUUACUUUGUCAGUAACAGAAAACCAAGCAAGGAUAAAGACAAAAAGAAGAAAAACCCAGCACCUACUAUUGACAUCCGCCCCCGAUCAGCUACUAUUCAAAUGAACAAUGCUACACACCUCCAAGAAAGGGAUGAAGAAUAUGGGUAUGAGUGUCUUGAUGGCAAGGACUGUGCCAGUUUUUUUUGCUGCUUUGAGGAUUGUCGGACGGGAGCGUGGAGGCAUGGCAGAAUACACAUCCGCAUUGCCAAAAUGGACUCCUAUGCCCGCAUCUUCUUCCCAACCGCCUUCUGCUUGUUUAACCUGGUGUAUUGGGUAUCAUAUCUGUACCUUUAAAAGCAGUAG
Messenger RNA from Sturnus vulgaris (Common starling), 1410 nucleotides. It is a transcript of the gene GABRG2, whose product is annotated as gamma-aminobutyric acid type A receptor subunit gamma2. Gene Ontology annotation, biological process: monoatomic ion transmembrane transport; gamma-aminobutyric acid signaling pathway; chloride transport. Gene Ontology annotation, cellular component: membrane. Lineage: Eukaryota; Metazoa; Chordata; Aves; Passeriformes; Sturnidae. The record is from RefSeq and is a predicted model, not a curated record. Gene Ontology annotation, molecular function: extracellular ligand-gated monoatomic ion channel activity; GABA-A receptor activity.